AUGACACAUAACUCUUUACCCGAUGAUGUAGAUAAUACUUCAUUUACCUGUGAAGAGAAUAUUAAAUAUGAAAAAAAUUUAAAUUCAGAAUUAGUACUAAUUAAAGAAGGAAUAUUUGAAGAAAAUGAUUCAAAGGAGCAUGAAAUGAUUCAUAUAAUUGAACAGACUUACGCGAACAAUUUUUAUUCACAUAUUCUAUGUAUUGGUAAAAUUGUCGAAACAAAAUUUUAUGCAUAUUGGAAUGCUCCAACAAUGCAAUGUCGAUCACAUAAAAUUAAUUUUCCACUAUCGGAAAAUUAUAAGAUUAUACAAAAUACCAAUGAUAAUUUUCGUGGGGAUCGAAUAUCAAUAUUAUAUGAUCCAGGAUUUUUUCCAGCACUCUUAAAAAAUGGUUCAAAUAAAAAUUUUUACUACCGAAACGGUGGUAUUCCACAGAAUGGAAAUUUAAGCGAACAUUUAUCAAUUUUCUAUGAUCAACUUCAAGAGUUAAUCCCAGAUGAAGAAUAUAACGGUUUGGCUAUUAUUGAUUUCGAAAGUUGGCGGCCCAUAUAUCGACAAAAUUUCGGAACCUUACAACCAUAUCGUGACAUAUCAUUUGAGGCAGAACGUCGUCGACAUCCAUUUUGGGCAAACGAUUCAGUAUUGGCACUGGCUCAAUUUCAAUUUGAACGCUCUGCACGAGCAUUUAUGGACAGUACAAUUAAUUUAGCAAAAAAAAUGCGACCAAAAGCGUCAUGGGGAUAUUAUGCUUAUCCGUAUUGUUUUAAUAUGAACGGAAAGUUAGAGGAAAAUUGCCCAAAUCCGGUUCCAAAAGAAAAUGAUAAGACAAUCUGGUUAUUCGAGAGUUCAGAUACAUUUUAUCCUUCGUUAUAUUUCAACGAAAAAAAAUUAACUCCCAAUGGACGUCAGCAACUAAUUAGAGGUCGUAUAACUGAGGCCCAAAGAAUUGCUGAUAAUAUUGCAACACCAAAAUUUAUUAUUCCAUAUUUUUGGUACAAAUAUCAGGAUACUGGUGCAUUUCUUACUCAAGAAGACAUUUAUUUGUCACUGACACAACUAAAGAAGUCUGGUGUAAAUGGAGUAAUAUUUUGGGGUUCUUCCAAUGAUGUAAACACAAAAGCAAAAUGUCAGGAAUUACAUGAUUAUGUGGAACAAACUUUAGGACCAAUUAUAAACGAAAUUAUGGAUUCAUAACUUAAAAAUUGAUACUUAAUUUUUAUUUAUUUAUGUGU
Messenger RNA from Chrysoperla carnea, 1232 nucleotides. RefSeq names its product hyaluronidase-like. Gene Ontology annotation, molecular function: hyalurononglucosaminidase activity. Gene Ontology annotation, biological process: carbohydrate metabolic process; defense response; hyaluronan catabolic process. The record is from RefSeq and is a predicted model, not a curated record. The transcript is spliced from 8 exons. Bases 1 to 1194 code for a protein of 397 amino acids. Lineage: Eukaryota; Metazoa; Arthropoda; Insecta; Neuroptera; Chrysopidae.